This is a messenger RNA of Maniola jurtina (meadow brown), 3718 nucleotides long. Its product is annotated as dentin sialophosphoprotein-like. Gene Ontology annotation, cellular component: centrosome. Gene Ontology annotation, biological process: microtubule anchoring. The transcript has a single exon. Lineage: Eukaryota; Metazoa; Arthropoda; Insecta; Lepidoptera; Nymphalidae. The record is from RefSeq and is a predicted model, not a curated record.
AUAAAUGAGUGGCAUCAUGCGUUGCUGAUGUUCGUAAAUUAUAUUCUUAUUAAUUGUAAAUAACAUAGAAACAAGUGUUCCUAACAAUUAACUAAUCUAUUUAGCAUGGCACAAGCUGAAGAUACUGAACUUCGUGACUUAGUUAUAGACGCUUUGGAAAAAAAUGGUUCCCUUGCUAAAAUUCGUGCUUUGUUACGGGCAAACAUUUUCUUGGCUUUCGAAGAUGAAUGUGAAAACUCGAAGAAGAAUGAUACGCUAGAUAAAGUAUUACAAUUACCAGAAGGUAAGUUUUGUCUUUCUAUAAUACAUGAGUUUUUAGAAUUCUGCAAUCUUAGAAACACAUUGUUUGUGUACAAGUCUGAGGCCAGACAAGGAAAGGAAUACCACUAUGACAGUGUAAACACGAUCGCAGAUAAACUCAAUAUAUCAAAGUUCGACAGAGAAAAAGAACCUGUCUUAUUAACAUUGGUGAAAAACUGUUUGAAAACUGGUUCUAAGCCAAAUUUCAGCCAGAGUGAGAAACAUAGUAGUAUACGGCGCCAGUGUAGAGGUAAGACUAGUUAUAAAGAUGAACAAAAUUCUACUUAUAUUGUAAACGAGGACUCAAGCACAAAUACCAGUCAUACACAGUCUGACAACUCUUCAGAUGAAAAGAAUAAACUGGACUUAAGAUUGACAUUGGAUAAUUCAGACACAGAUACAUCUAGUGACUCAACGAGAGGUCAAACUCGUUCAGAAUAUAUCCCAAAUAAGCACAUUAACAAAAUGAGUAGUAAAAUGAAUGAAAGUAAAAGUAUAUCAGAACAAUCUCACCAAGAAAUGCAAAGUAAUUACAAUUAUAUAACAAAAAGCAAAGAAAUAAGUAACAACUGUCGUCAUGAUGUAAAGAUACUCAAUAACAGCAGUACGGACUCCACUUCUUAUGUAGAACUAAAGCCUUUUAAUAUGUUGGAUACUGUCCUUCUUAAUACUCCAGGUCUGCCACUCGAUGAAAUCAAACAUAAUUCAAAACAGCCAUCUCCGCACAAUUCAAAUUCUACAGUCUCAAAAAUUGAGUCAUUGUCCCAAAACCAUACAUUAAAUACUAAUUCUGAAUCAAAAAAAGACAGUAUAAGUCAUCAAGAUUCGCAAGCAAGCAUAAAGAAUUUUUCAGAAAAAUCUGGAAAAUAUGAUGUUGAAGCUACUGAAUAUAGCUAUGAUUUUACAUCACCUCCCCUGUCUGAUAGAAAAGAUGCAACUGAUAAACAGAGUCCAAGAUCAGGCCAACAGAAUUUACUUGCUAAUAAAUCAAAUAAUACUUCAGUUGAAAGUAACCAACAGAAUUCUUUAAGCUCACGGAGUUCCAUUUCACUAUCUGAUGUUGCAGAUUUAAUUAGUGACAGGAGCAGCAAAUAAAAUAGUCCAAGUAAUACUUCACAUCAACAUAGAUUUACAAGUGAAAAAUCAAAUAGAAGUCCCAUUAAAGAUCAUGUUAAAAUGCUAAGCGAUGAUUCGGGUGAUUUUUCUGAAUCACCUAUACCAUCUCUUUCUAAUCUUAGUCUUGAUAUACAUAGUGACUGAAUAGUAGAUAUUAUGUUUACUUGUAAUGUAUGCUAAUAGUUAGAUAGCAAUAAUGUUUAUGCAAAGUUAUUCCCAAACCGAAAGUUAUGUUAUGGUAAAGUAUUUCAUAUAUUACAUAGAUCAUACUGUAUAUUGACUAAAAUGCAGCUGGUCUGACAGUUCUCAUAACUUUUUUGUUAAAUAACAGUUAAAUACUUAUUACAUUGGGUACCAUUAUUAAUAAUUGAGACUACUUUGUAUAACAAACACAUUUUAUAUGUAGGUGGUUUCUCACUGAUUGUGUAUCUUUAUAAACCAUCAAUGUACAUUUAUGUUGCUACAUAUACAUUAUCUUUUUUUAUUAUUUUAAAUUUUUAUAGGACUUCUGACAGAUACAAGUUAUUUUGUACUGAGAAACUAAAAAUAGUAAGUAGUUCCUACUUCCUAGUACUUGUAAAAUGUGGAAUAAUUCAAAAAUACUUUCCUAUGCUUCGGGUCAGGAGAUUUAUUUGUUUUGUAGAUUAAAAUGAAUAUCAAUAUAAGUAAUAUACUUAGCGAAUUUUACAUAAUUUUAUAUUUAUAAAAUCCAAAAUAUUGAGUAAGUUAGUAUGUAUUUUUUAAAUCUUAUUCCAUAUUAUUAUUACUUUAUGAAUUGAAAAACUCAUGCCAGUAUAUGAAAAUUUGUAAAGGUUUCUUUAUUUAUUAUAUACAAAUAGGUAUGUAACGAAUAUAUUAUGCAAAGAAGGUGUAUUUUAUAGGAUUAGAUAAAUUUAACUUGGAUAAAGUAUAUAUUACCUACUUACCUUGAUAUUAAUUUAAUGUCAUCAACAUUACAAUACUGUGACCUAUAAAAAUUUACUUAGAACAUAAGAUGUGAAAUAGUGUAAGAAUGUCAUAGCAAAUCUAUACUGUUAAUCACUGGAAUAAUUUCAUUUCAAAUGGUUGUGCCUUAAAGCAAAAUUAAUUAUGGUUCCUCUGAAAAAAAAAAAUACCAAUGCUUGUCAAUUUCCUUGGCGGUAGUCGUAAACAGAUAAGGUAAACUUUGAGCUAUGCGACCGAUCGCAGUACGCGAUGCUUGUGAGGUGGCACUAAGUGUCGUCAUACAUUUCCGCACUUAGUACAGAAAUGUACAUACAGAGCAUUUAGGCAAGCAACUCCGACAUGCGACACUUUUCAUACGGCAAUUGCGCGACACUUAAGAGCUCGUUCACACAGGCUGCGUAAGCGUAGACGCAGCGCGUACCAUUGCGUUGUAAUGUUUGAAACAUGACAUACCGCUUGCGUGGCGUGAACGUUCAUGUAGACGUAAUGCGUGCAGUUACGUCUACGGGCUUACACGCGUCACUACGCACGUAUCACGUGUACGUGCUGCAUACGCAAUUGGUGUGAAUCAGCCAUAAGAGUCGCGUGUCGCAUUCGCGCGUCUAAGUUGCGUAGAGAUGUCUAUCUUUGGAUUGGUUAUAUAAAUAUAGUGGAUUAAAUUUUUAUCUCACUCAAAACUUGUAAAUUUAAAAUAACACUUAUUAAGUAAUUAUUAUUUUAUUUAUAAUGGCCUAAUGAGGCUUGACCGUAAAUUAUUUUUUAAGUUCAUUGUAUCUAUGUUUAUCUGAUUUCUCGUAACUCCUUAACUUAUUCAAUUUGAUAAAUUAGAUGUCAACGUAGUCUAGAUGUGUAAUGUCUAGAGCCUCAAUAGCUCAACCGGUAAAGGAGUGGACUGAAAACUGAAAGGUCGACGGUUCAAACCCCGCCUGUUGCACUAUUGUCGUACCUACUCCUAGCACAAGCCUGACGCUUAGUUGGAGAGGAGAGGGGAAUAUUAGUCAUUUAACAUGGCUAAUAUUCUUAAUUAAAAAAAAAUGUAUUAUUAUUUUGUUUUUAAUUGAGUUAAAGUAUGGUAUGGAAUGCCCUUUCGACUUUCGUUUUCUGCGCCAUCUAAUAAGUAUCUAAAAUUGAUCUACCUCAGACCGCUACACACCAUCAAGUAUGAUUGCAGUGACAAAAUAUCGCACGGGAAAUUGACAAACUAUAAAAAUCUAGUCCUAUCUGUUCUUUUUGAGAACAAAACAUGUUCCGUCCAAAUUGCUCCAAUGUCAUAACAGUUUCUGGUAUUGUUUAAAUUUAAAAAUCGCCAAACAAUAAGUAAUAAUUGUGUGAAUAAAUAAAUGCUUUUUUAAUUUGC